Alternaria conjuncta is the source of this 261-nucleotide messenger RNA. RefSeq lists its product as uncharacterized. Lineage: Eukaryota; Fungi; Ascomycota; Dothideomycetes; Pleosporales; Pleosporaceae. Bases 1 to 261 code for a protein of 86 amino acids. The transcript is spliced from 2 exons. The record is from RefSeq and is a predicted model, not a curated record.
AUGCCUAACCAACACAAAUCUAGUGGCAUCGCCCUCAAGAUCUCCCCCAUCGAAGGCGGAAUCUCCAAGCCCAACGUCAGCCAGACCAUCUUCGCCUACAAUCUCGACGUCAACCAGGUCUGGUACGAUAUGAGCGACAUCUUCGGUGACGGGUUUGCCGGAAAGUCCUUGACACUCAAGCCAACGGAUGCUACCUGCGAAAGCAUUGUAUGGGCUUCAGGCGAGCCACCCGCGGGUAGUCAGAUUAAGGUUCUUAAGUGA